AUGCCGACUGACCACCUCUGCAUACGACCUUCGCUGAACUCCCUCCUUAUCUCCUGGUAUCUUGCUCAGUUUCUUUUGGAGCUGUUGUGUGUCUCUGACACCUUUGAACCUCACGAAGCCAUAUCUCCUUCCUUGGCUGUUUCGUCUCUCGGGUAUGAAAACUUCACGCACAUCUCCGCUCUGUUUGAAAUGGAGCCAAAGAUCUUCUGUAGUUGCACCUUCGGGGAACCUGGUGAAGUAGAACGUGGUGACAUCCUUAUGAUCUCUCCAAUUCUCUCGCGUGUAGGUGUCCUUUGUUGUUUACAUGCUCGUUCCUUGCCUCCUUAUGUGAAAGCCAUCAAUUGGAACACCUCCCACAGCUUUGUUCAAAACAACCCCCUCCUUUCUCUCUUGGAAAGGUGCAAGUCAUUGGACCAGUUAAAGCAAAUCCAGGCUCAGACGGUCUUGACUGGCUUGGUUAACGAUGGCUUUGCCAUGAGUUGUCUUGUUGCAUUCUAUGCUUUAUUGGAAUCGGGAUACGUGGAAAGCGAGGACUUGGAAGGAACUGGUCUGUUGUACAAGAGGAUGUUGCGAUGUGGUGUUUUGAAGCCGGAUAAUCUCACUUACCCUUUGUUGAUCAAGGAUUGUUCUUGUCCAUCUAUGAAUUGUGUUGGUUUUACAGUACUUGGGCAUGUGUUGAGGUUGGGUUUUGAAUUUGAUAUAUUUGUGCACAAUGCGUCAAUCACUAUGCUACUUUUGUAUGUAGAAUUGGAGGCAGCAUACGAUGUGUUCAAUAAAGGUUGUGUGAGAGACUUGGUAACAUGGAAUGCAAUGAUUACUGGGUGUGUUAGAAGAGGACUAGCUAAUGAGGCUAAAAGACUCUACCGGGAAAUGGAGGCAGAGAAAGUGAAACCAAAUCAGAUUACAAUGAUUGGGAUUGUCUCUGCUUGUUCUCAAGUGCAGGAUUUGAAUCUUGGCAGGGAGUUUCAUGAUUAUCUCAAAGAACAUGGCCUUGAGUUGACAAUCCCACUCAAUAAUUCACUUAUAGACAUGCAUUUGAAGUGUGGAGACCUGUUGGCUGCAUGGGUUCUAUUUGCUAACAAGGCAUAUCAGACCCUUGUUUCAUGGGCUACAAUGGUUUUGGGAUAUGCCAGAUUCUGUUUCUGGGUGUUGCUCCCGAGCUUUUGCAUAGAAUUCCAGAAAAGAGUGUUGUGCCUUGGAAUGCAAUCAUUAGUUGUUGUGUCCAAGCUAAGAAUGGUAAAGACACAUUCAAUCUAUUCAAUGAAAUGCAGAUUAGGAAAAUAG
Glycine soja is the source of this 1284-nucleotide messenger RNA. Its product is annotated as pentatricopeptide repeat-containing protein At2g22410, mitochondrial-like. Bases 1 to 1284 code for a protein of 427 amino acids. NCBI's taxonomy places the organism in Eukaryota, Viridiplantae, Streptophyta, Magnoliopsida, Fabales, Fabaceae. The transcript is spliced from 4 exons. Gene Ontology annotation, molecular function: RNA binding; protein binding. The record is from RefSeq and is a predicted model, not a curated record. Gene Ontology annotation, biological process: RNA modification.